AGGCAGAGCGACCACGAGAGAAAGAAAUUUCUGAGUUCUAAUUAACAUUUUGAUCUAUUGAAAAAUGCCGAUCACCAGAAUUGCAGUUGGUUCACCCGGUGAGGCCAGCCAACCCGAUGCUCUCAAAGCCGCACUCGCCGAGUUCAUCUCCAUGGUCAUCUUUGUCUUCGCCGGCGAGGGUUCCGGCAUGGCUUACAAUAAGCUCACUAGUAACGGAUCCUCGACACCGGCUGGAGUCAUUCAGGCGGCUCUGGCUCAUGCCUUCGCUCUGUUUGUGGCGGUUUCCGUCGGUGCAAACAUCUCAGGGGGACAAGUCAACCCAGCUGUAACCUUUGGAGCCUUCAUUGGUGGAUAAAUAACAAUGUUAAGGGGAAUCCUGUACUGGAUUGCUCAGUUGCUCGGAUCCGUCGUUGCUUGCUUGCUUCUUAAAUACGCUACCGGUGGAUUGGUAAUGAUCCAAAAAACAAUAAAGCCUAAAACUAUUUAAGAAGCCUCAACGAAAGAAUCCUUAUUGUUGAGACUCGGGUAGAAUAUUGAACAAAGAGAGAGUGCCUAAGUUGUUAUAAGUUUUCACGUUGGAAUUGAGAUCUUCACGAGAGAUUUUUU
Molecule: messenger RNA, 606 nt
Organism: Macadamia integrifolia
Lineage: Eukaryota; Viridiplantae; Streptophyta; Magnoliopsida; Proteales; Proteaceae
Product: aquaporin TIP1-3-like
Exons: 2
Coding region: 65-355 (96 amino acids)
Biological process (GO): water transport; transmembrane transport
Cellular component (GO): membrane
Molecular function (GO): water channel activity
Source: RefSeq, a predicted model, not a curated record